GUUAUUUUGGAAAAUACCUGAACAAGUACAACGGUUCCUACAUCCCUCCAGGUUGGCGAGAAUGGGGCGGUCUCAUAAUGAACUCCAAGUACUACAACUAUUCCAUCAAUAUGAACGGAAAGAAGAUAAACAUGGUUUCGACUAUCACAAGGAUUACUACCCAGAUUUGAUAGCGAACGACUCUAUAGCCUUCCUGCGCCACUCUAAAAAGCAGUACCAACACAAGCCGGUUAUGCUGACCAUGUCAUUCCCAGCACCGCAUGGUCCUGAAGACUCAGCACCGCAGUACUCGCAUUUAUUCUUCAACGUUACUACUCAUCAUACCCCGUCAUAUGACCACGCGCCGAACCCAGACAAGCAAUGGAUCCUCCAAGUUACAAGAAACAUGGAACCCAUACAUCGACAAUUCACCAACUUACUGAUGACCAAGAGAUUGCAGACGCUCCAAUCUGUAGAUGCUGCCGUGGAAAGGGUCGUAAACGAGCUGAGGGACCUAGGGGAACUUGAAAACACCUACAUCGUGUACACUAGUGACCACGGUUACCAUCUUGGACAGUUUGGACUUAUCAAGGUAAGACUACAUAUUUUUAUACAAAAUUUCACUACUAUGAAUCUAGUUUUCCAUGGAAUAUCUUGUUAA
Messenger RNA from Acanthoscelides obtectus, 640 nucleotides. The record is from the annotation of a GenBank genome assembly. Lineage: Eukaryota; Metazoa; Arthropoda; Insecta; Coleoptera; Chrysomelidae.